This is a messenger RNA of Strigops habroptila (Kakapo), 3079 nucleotides long. It is a transcript of the gene YPEL4, whose product is annotated as yippee like 4. The transcript has 5 exons. Lineage: Eukaryota; Metazoa; Chordata; Aves; Psittaciformes; Psittacidae. The coding region runs from base 2334 to 2936 and encodes 200 amino acids. The record is from RefSeq and is a predicted model, not a curated record.
GAUGACGCAGCCGCUGACCGAGGCGCGGCGGUUCACCUCGCAGCGCUGGUUGAACACGUCAGCCAGGCGGGACGUGAUCUGUGAGGGGACACGGGCGGACGGGUCAGGGCGCAGGCACCUGCUGAGGGCACCCACGGCCCCGGCCGGGUGACUCCAGCACCGCCUCCACCUCCUUCAACACCCCAAAGCCUCAAUCCCCGCGGCCGCGCCACACAGCGAGAGCCCCUUGGAGCAAGGCAGCAGCCCUGGGACAGGAGGAGGCCACAGGCUGGGCCUGGUCCACUGCUCAGAGACACUGUGAUCCUCCACGCUGCCUCCAGGACACUUGGUUAUGUGCUGCUGCGGUGCCAGAGCCACGUCCAGCUCCUGGGCAGCCCCCGGGAUAAAAUCCUUCACUCCCCCCUCAGCUGGCUGCCCCACGGGCCGGUUUCCUGGGCAGGCAGCAGAAACCAUUCCUGAACUGUUCCACAAGCACUUAAAGGACAGAGAGCUGCUUUUCCAUGCCGAGGGCUGCCAGGACAAGGGCAGCACAUGGCUGCGGUGGCCUUCAGCCAAGCAGGGGCCUCUGUCACCAAAGAGCAGCAGCAGGAAGAUCCUGGGGAUCCGGGGGGGCCCUGCAGGGGUAGGACGCUGUGUGGUGAUGGCCACCACACCCUGGCUCACACCAGCUCCACACCAGAGCGCUCAGACCGUGCCUGCACCCAUACCCGGCUCCCUCUCACCCAAUGACCCUAUGGGCCGAGCUGGCUCAAUGCGACCCACAGCUCUGGCUUCACCCUCCAUGGCAGCCUGUGAGGGGCCUGGCUGGGGGCUCGUGGGCAGCAAGACGCUCACUCGUGGGCGCUCAGCUCCCCCUCUCCAGGCUGGAGAGCUCCUCAGGCGCUGCCACACGCCUCCCCUCUCCCCCUCAGCACUCCCUACGUCCCUGUGGCACACACAGGUGGGUGCAGUGCUUGGGGCAGGGACCUGCUGCUGUCCUGGGCAGCAACAACAGCAAUGAAAGCAGUCCUGCUGCGGAAUCUCCGGACCCGGCUCCCAACCGGGCCCGUCCCCAGGCUGAGACCCCCGCGGGAGCUCCUGCUCUCACCUUGUUGUAGAGCUUGAUGUUGGUGCCGGGCGUGGUGGAGCCGAAGUGGUAGACGAGUGGGGCCUGGAGGGAGAAGCCCUCUUCCACAUCGGCCGGCCGCUCGAUGUAGAGCGCACCCAUGGUGCCGGGGAUGGAGACAGAGCCCUGCCCCACGUCCAGCUCCACGAAGGUGGGCCGGCGGCCCAGGCGCACGGCGUAGUUGAGCAGCAGGCGGCACACGGUGGACUUGCCCACGUCGGUGGGUCCCACCACCAUGACGCGGGGCCCGCGCUCGUCCUCGCGCUCUGCCUGGCGCCGCAUCUGCUCCAGCGCCGUGUGCGUGUUGAGGUACAGCAGCAUCGGCGUGUCCUUGGACACGUAGGCCACCUCGGUGCGGCCGCUGAGCUGCACGGUGCAGCCGUGCCACGUGAACACGGCCACCUUGGCGCCGGCGUCGAACGUGAACUUCUUGUUGCGGGUGAGCUCGGUGCCGAACACCUCGGCCAUGCCGCUGAGCAGCUCCAUCUGCACCGUCUGCGACGACUCCACCUCGAACCGCAGCUCCGUCUCCCGCUCCAGCUCGAACUUGGCCACUUGCUUCUUCUCCUCGCCGCCGUCGUCCGCCAUGGCGCGGCCCCGGGGCUCGCCUCAGCGCUGCGGGGACGGGGUGAGCGGGGCCGGGCCGGGCCUGCCCCGAGCCCCCCCGCCCGUUGCAGACCCUCCCCCCCGCCGCAGCCCGUUACCAUGGCACCGCCGGUGCCCCCCCCACCUCCCCCCGCCGCAGCCCGUUGCCAUGGCACCGCCGGUGCCCCCGCCCGCCCCCGAGCCCGCUCACCGGAGCCGCCGCUCUUCCGGGCCAGAGAGGCUGCGCCGGAAGUGAUGUCAGAGCGGCGCGCCGCGGCAGGCGGGGACAGCAGCGGCGCUGGUUGCCAUGGCAGCCGCGCGGGGUGACGUACGACGCAGGGGCGGGGCGAGGGCCCGGGGGGCGGAGCCUGCCGCGGCGAGGCCUCGGUUACAUCUCAUUUGCAUACGGCCCGCGUGCGCCGCCCGCCUCGGUUACGCAUCCUUAGACCGGGCCCCCAUUGGUCGGCGCGGUCCCGGCUCAUUUGCAUCUCAUUUGCAUGUCGUCGGCUCAUAGCGCCCCCCGCCGUCUGACCGCGGUGACCCCGCGGAGGCGGGGGGGAGGUGAGCGGGGGGUCCGAGGUGCCGGCGGGCACCGGCGGCGGCGUUGACGUCGUAGGUGCGGGCGGUGACGUCACGGCGCGGGAUGAGUCACGGUGCCGUGAUGCGGUUCCCGGGCACGCAGCGCCCCCCCCCGCCCGGUGCCCGCCCCGGUGACAGCGGCAACGGCGGCAGCGGGGACAGCGGCCGCCGCCCCCUUUCCGCCCUCCUGCUCCGCGGGCGCUGCGGAAGGACGGCCCUGGGCGCUCUGCUGCGCUGCUUCCCCUGCGAGCGGCUCUGCGGGGGGGCCGCGGUGCCCCCCGGGGCGCUGCCGCCCGCCACGGGCCCCCCCCGCCGCCGCCGGCCCCCCCGCACGUUCCGCAGCUACCUGCCCCGCUCGCACCGCACCUACAGCUGCGUGCACUGCCGCGCUCACCUCGCCCGCCACGAGGAGCUCAUCUCCAAGUCGUUCCAGGGCAGCCACGGCCGCGCCUACCUGUUCAACUCGGUGGUGAACGUGGGCUGUGGCCCGGCGGAGCAGCGGCUGCUGCUGACGGGGCUGCACUCGGUGGCCGAUAUCUUCUGCCAGAGCUGCAAAACCACCCUGGGCUGGAAAUAUGAACAGGCCUUCGAGAGUAGCCAGAAGUACAAGGAGGGGAAGUUCAUCAUCGAGAUGUCCCACAUGGUGAAGGAGAACGGCUGGGACUGAGUGCGGGGGGGGGGGCACCCCGACGCACCCCCCAAGGGCACCCCCAGGGGGUGCUGGCAGCGGGUGCCCCAUCGCCUCCCCCCACCCGGUGCAGCGGCUGCGCCGGGGCCUUUUCUAGGGCAAUAAAGGCUUUUUUGUAGGAA